UCUAAAGAAUAUACUAUAUUCUAUAUAUAUUAUAGAACGUAUAAGACUAAGAUAUUACUCUUUAGGCUAUAUAAUAGUCUAGUAACCUAUGAGCGAUAUAUAAAUAAUAUACUCAUUAAUUAUCUAGAUAACUUCCAUAUCGUCUACUUAGAUAAUAUUUUUAUCUACUCUAAGUUAGAGGCGGAAUAUAUCUAA
Bipolaris sorokiniana ND90Pr is the source of this 195-nucleotide messenger RNA. RefSeq lists its product as uncharacterized. NCBI's taxonomy places the organism in Eukaryota, Fungi, Ascomycota, Dothideomycetes, Pleosporales, Pleosporaceae. The record is from RefSeq and is a predicted model, not a curated record. The annotation marks the transcript as partial. The transcript has a single exon.